This is a messenger RNA of Grammomys surdaster, 2122 nucleotides long. RefSeq names its product cancer susceptibility 1 (gene Dnai7). The record is from RefSeq and is a predicted model, not a curated record. The coding region runs from base 30 to 1946 and encodes 638 amino acids. NCBI's taxonomy places the organism in Eukaryota, Metazoa, Chordata, Mammalia, Rodentia, Muridae. Gene Ontology annotation, cellular component: axoneme. The transcript is spliced from 12 exons. Gene Ontology annotation, molecular function: beta-tubulin binding; microtubule binding.
UCCCUGAAGCAGAGAAACUGAAGCGGGAGAUGCGAGCUCUGGCUCAGUGGAAGCACUACACCGAGUGCGAUGGGAGCCCCGAUCCUUGGGUUGCCCAGGAAAUGAACACGUUCAUUAGCCUGUGGGAAGAGGAGAAGAACGAGACCUUUGAGGAAGUGAUGGAGAAAAGUAAACUGGUGUUGUCUUUGAUUGAAAAGCUGAAGUUAAUUUUACUGGAAACUCCUUCAAGUGACCUGGACAGCAAGACCACCCUGCAGCAUCAGGGGUUCAUCCUGCGCCUGCAGGAGCUCCUCGGGAUGAAGGUGAACGUGGCCACAGAACUACUACUCCGACAAGCUAGUACCUUAGCAGACCUGGACACUGGGGAUAUGGAGAAAGUCAUCAGAGAUGAGAAUGUUACCCUGUACGUGUGGGCAAACCUCAAAAAGAAUCCAAGGCACCGAAGUGUGAGAUUCUCAGAUACACAAAUUGGAUUUGAAAUCCCAAAGAUACUAGCCACAAGCAACAUCGCCCUUCGGCUUCUACACACACGCUAUGACCACGUCACGCCUUUGUUCCCCACUGCCUUCGCUGAGGGAAAGCAAAAACAUAUGGAAGAUGAGCAAUUCAAUGAAGAGGAAAGAACAGAAAAGGCUGUCACUGAAGAAAAAAUCCUUACUGAAGAAAAAGCGGCCAACGAAGAUGAGCAGCCCAAGUCUGAGGAAGAGAGGGAGCCCAGCUCGGUCCAGGAGGAGGAGACCAAACAUGAGGCUGCAGAGGACACUUCCAUACAAAGGAUUUUGUACGGUGAAGAGGAUGAGUUCCAAACCACCCAGUGUGAGCUGGAAAUGAAGUUGCUGAGUGAAGCGGUCUCAGCAGCACAGCUGCGUCUGGUAGAGAAUGUAGUGGAAAUGCCAGAAGCCCUGGAACCCAACGAGGUGGACCUGUGCCAUUUCUACCCCCUGGGCGGCGUGUACCACUUGGAUAUCCUGGAGCUGCCCCCUCAGUGCAAACCAGUGAAGGGCUGGGUGCUAGUGGAGAUACUCCAAGGAGGACUACAGAGGUUUACAUAUCCUCCAGAGACCACAGACGAGCCUGACCCAGAGAGCGCCUUCCCACCCAUAGAGGUCACGAUACAGAUCCAUGAGAACGUCAUCUUCUUCGAGAGGCCUAAGGUCGUCAGGUGGGAUGCUGAAGAUAAACUCUGGAGGUCAGACGGCAUCAGCAGUGUGUAUUACAACCGAGACGACAGGCUCCUAACCUUCAGCAUGGAUACCUUGGGCCCCGUGACCUUGAUUCAGGAUGCCCAUAUCAACAUGCCUUACCAGUCCUGGGAGCUGAGUCCCAUCGGCAACAACAAAGCCGUUAUAAUCGUGAAGACGGUUUUCAUCGAGCUCCAGAUACACAUCAAGGAAACCCUCUGCAUGUUGGCUUCAGUGAAACUGAGGGGCAAGGUCCGUGAGUUUCAUCUAAAAGGAAAAUGGAUGGCUCCCAUUCCCUUCAUCCUGGCUUUGAAAGAAGCCGGGCUGAACAUCUUCCCAGCUAUAUACUCUCAUUUUUAUGUGGUCGUCAACAAUAAGGUCCCCCAGGUGGAGUUGAAGGCCUAUAGGCAGAUGGCCCUGAUGAGCACGGCCUUCUCGUUUGCCUGGAGCAAGUGGAACAUGGUCUGCAACUCCACAAGAGUUGUGUUUCGGGUGAGGGAACACAUGAUAGAAAAUACAGAGCACAGCGCCUGGUCGCUCCUCAUGUUCAGCGGUGACAGAGCGCAGAUGCUCAAGAUGAAGGAAGAGAAUGACAAGUUCUCCGAGACCCUCAGGGAGGGCACCGAGUUUCACUCCACCUUGUACCACAUGAUGAAGGACUUUGCCUCCCCAGUGGCAAUGGAGAGAGUCAGGCAUUCGGACUGCCAGUUCAUCGACUCGGUGUGCUACAUGCUGCUGUCUAUCCGGGUCCUCAGCUAUUCCUAGUCUUCGCACCCUGUGUAAAAGCGGCGAACCCUCAUACCUGAGAGGAAUGAGGUAUCUUUCCAAUCAGCCACUAAAAUGUCCCAAGAGCACCCGGCAUUCCAGCUGCACUCCAGGAAGAUUUGAAUGGUCUUUAUUUGGAUACAUUUCAAUAAAGUCUUAUGUCUCUGACUCAGAAA